Nelumbo nucifera (sacred lotus) is the source of this 1474-nucleotide messenger RNA. Its product is annotated as farnesyl pyrophosphate synthase-like. Gene Ontology annotation, biological process: trans, trans-farnesyl diphosphate biosynthetic process. NCBI's taxonomy places the organism in Eukaryota, Viridiplantae, Streptophyta, Magnoliopsida, Proteales, Nelumbonaceae. The record is from RefSeq and is a predicted model, not a curated record. Gene Ontology annotation, cellular component: cytoplasm. Gene Ontology annotation, molecular function: (2E,6E)-farnesyl diphosphate synthase activity; dimethylallyltranstransferase activity.
UUUUGCAGGCAACUCAAGCGUACUUUCUCAUAAGCUACCAUUAGAAAGUAGAAAGUAGAGACUCCAUUCCGGUCCGCGUGACUUACUUGCCUUGCCAUAAGCCAUCUUCUCCAUCACCAGGUCAUAUACUGACUGCAUUCCCUUUGCGCUCUCCGCCUCUCUGUCUUAGUCAUGGCGGCUCUGAACGGAGCAACAGGUGAUCUCAAAUCGACCUUUCGCCUGGUAUACUCCAAAUUGAAAUCUCAGCUACUCCAAGAUCCCGCUUUCGAGUUCACGGAUGAUUCUCGUCAAUGGGUAGAGCGGAUGUUGGAUUAUAAUGUGCCUGGAGGAAAGUUGAAUCGAGGUCUCUCUGUGAUCGAUAGCUACAAGCUGCUGAAAGAAGGAAAGGAACUUACAGAAGAUGAAAUCUUUCUAGCAUGCACACUUGGUUGGUGUAUUGAAUGGCUUCAGGCUUAUUUUCUUGUUCUUGAUGAUAUUAUGGACAACUCUCACACACGUCGUGGUCAACCUUGUUGGUUCAGGGUACCCAAGGUUGGCCUUAUUGCUGCAAAUGAUGGGAUACUCCUUCGCAACCAUAUUCCUAGGAUUCUUAGGAGACACUUCAGAGAGAAGCCUUACUAUGUGGAUCUGUUGGAUUUAUUUAAUGAGGUAGAGUUCCAGACAGCUUCAGGGCAGAUGAUAGAUUUGAUUACUACACUUGAAGGAGAAAAAGAUUUGUCCAAGUACACGAUGCCACUUCAUCAUCGCAUUGUUCAGUACAAAACUGCCUAUUACUCAUUUUACCUUCCGGUUGCAUGUGCAUUGCUUAUGUCUGGUGAGAAACUGGAUGACCAUAUUCAUGUAAAGGACAUUCUUAUAGAAAUGGGAACCUACUUUCAAGUACAGGAUGAUUAUCUGGAUUGUUUUGGUGAUCCCAAGGUUAUUGGCAAGAUAGGAACAGAUAUUGAAGAUUUUAAGUGCUCAUGGCUGGUAGUGAAAGCACUUGAGCUCGCCAAUGAAGAACAAAAGAAAUUAUUAUAUGAGUAUUAUGGUAAACCAGAUCCAGACUCUGUCGCAAAAGUAAAAGAACUUUAUCAAGCUCUUGAUCUUCAGGGUGUAUUUGAAGAGUAUGAGAAGGAGAGUUAUAAAAAGUUGAUCUCCUCCAUUAAAGAUCAUCCAAGCAAAGCAGUGCAAGCUGUGUUGGAGUCCUUCUUGGAGAAGAUUUACAAAAGGCAGAAGUAAUGAGGGCAUGAAGAAACAAUCGCAAAGGGAGGAGAACGGGGAUGAUAUAAAAUUCCACUUCUUUCUUUUCCUAAUUUGUUUUCUUUGUCCAUUUAUGUUUUAAUUUACCUGUGAUGCCGUCUUCUAUAUGCAUGAACACUUACUGCUGCUUCUGUUAAUUUUCUUUCACCAGAACAAAUCCUUGCAUUUUCGAAAUUUGAGUUUUGGGUUCCAUCCAUCAUUAGUUAUUAGAGCUUAAUGGCAUGCCAAACCA